AUGGCGGCCUCCAUGGAAACUGUUGUGCGUGGUUUCGGCGCGUUCAGAGAACAACUCACUCGUCGUUUUUUCUUAUAUCUAGAGUGAAACUUACGUGCAGAGAUAAGUGCUUCAUGCCCGUGUGACGAUUUGGAGUCCACUACCGCUUUCGAAGUACUACUAGAUGUCAGCUCGUCUUUGUUAUAAUGAAGCUGAAACAUCUCAAGAGCAUAUUAGAUGAUGUCGAAUCUUUUGAUUCUCCGAACGUUCACUUGGAGCAAUACCCCACGCCACCGGACAUUGCAGCACACAUGAUGCACCAUGUGUUCAGCCAAGGGGAUAUCGAAGGCAAAUUGGUGGCCGAUCUUGGUUGCGGUGCGGGAAUAUUGAGCAUAGGCGCUGCGGUUCUGAAUGCAGGGCUUACAGUGGGAUUUGACGUCGAUGCUGUUGCCCUGCAAGUCUGCUUGCAAAACUGCACGGACAUGGAAAUAGGUGCCGUGGACAUGAUACAAUGGGACCUCACUCGGCCACCAGACCCGCGAUGGCGAGGUGCAUUUGACACUGUUGUUAUGAACCCUCCGUUCGGCACUAGGACAAAGGGUCUUGACGUGGUUUUUUUGAAAGCCGCACUCUUCAUGUCAUCAGGUUCUGUGUACAGUUUACAUAAGACUUCAACGAGAGAUCAUAUUAAGAAGAAAGCUGACGAAUGGGGUGUCAACUGCAGAGUUGUGGCGGAACUUCGCUAUAACAUCGAUCGAUUGUACACAUUUCACAAGCGUGACUCAGCGGAUGUUGCCGUUGACUUUGUCCAUUUCUCACCACGCAAAGUCCCAGGGAGCUUAUAGAUUGCAGGACAUCCUGUUACAACUUAUAUGGCCAUUAUUACACGCAAGUAACACAUUUCACAAUUGAGGAUGUAAAAAACAGUUUAUUUGGCAAUGUUUACAAACAUGGGGUCAUGAUUCUAAGUUGCAUAUAUACAAAAGCAAGCCAUGCAUCUUAAGAACUUGUGGGCAUGAGUCAUAUCUACGUCAGCAAGUUCUACUGAUUACAAAACAACUCACAAAUCACUAUAUAUAACACAUUUAACAAUAGGGUACUGUAAGUAUGCUUUAUCACUUUUCAGUUUGCAAAGCUUAGUAUGUCUGCGGUUUUUAGCUUUCAGCGUGACACAUCGGAAGGCCUACAAGAAAACCAAGUGUCAUUUCAUUGCUUUUUAGGACUGAUAUGUGUUUGAAAAGAAACAACUUGAAAAGAAACAAUAGUCUUUGUACCAACUCUUGCUGGUGACCAGUAAAAAUGGCUUGUCGAAGCUGUCUUGUAACACUGACGACAUAUAUUAGCUUUGUUACUGGGAAAACUCGUCUCAUGCUAAUAAAUGAAAAACAAGUAUUUACAUAUAGAAACAUGUUCUCAACCGUUUCCUAAUGACUUUAUAAAAAGCAAGUAGAGUAAUAGAAGUAGUAAAGGUGUUCAAGAGUUUUUGAAUACGUGACAUCAGUAAUAUUUGUACUUUGUUUUUAUGAUUUCAUGACAUUUUUGUGAAUCAGAGUGUUCAGUCAUGUGACCUAGUAAGUGCAGAUGCAAGAUAUAAAAAACAAUCUGUCUGCAUGAUUGGCUAACAGGUCAUUCUGCAUACGGUCACCACAUCUAUUUAUUCACUUCACCGGUUCAAUAUUAUUGAUGGGCUCAGAAUCAGGUAUGUAAAGUGUUAAUUGAGGUACACUUUACAACAUGCCACUAACUCAUCUAAUGGUGUUGGUGGUUUGUACUUCUCACAUGGUUAUUGCCAAGUUCUGACAGUUGAUUUUGCACGUAUAUUGUAUAUAAAAUAAAUGUAACGUUAAAAUAAUUUUUUACAUGUUGCUCCAACGCUGUGACAGCUUAAUAUGCGCCUGUCUAAUAAGAAGAGAGGACACUGAACAGGUGUAUGUGUAUAGAAGAAGCAAAUAGUACAGGCAGAUGGCUGUUUCACAUGCUAUGACUGCAGCAAAAAAAAUCGUUCCAUCCGCUCUAUUCGCUCUGUUCGCAAUCGCCGCUAGUGGCGGUUUCAUUUCGCAUGGGCUGCGAAUGGGCUGCCAUUUUCGCUCUGCGACUGCCGCGGUGCACAGUGUUGCUUGCUGCUAUUCUUUGGGGUAGACACUGCAUAAUUUUUCAAAUGUAGUGUAACAAUUUACGCGUUAUGAUACCAUAAUGUCUUCAUGAAUGGUUGUGAAGAGCACAUGUUUUUUGUCAUUUAGAAAUGCUUUCCAAUCAAAAUUCAUUUCUAAGUGUGCAACAGCGACCAUAACCAAAACAAACUCAUCAACGAAAUUUUGAUGCCUCGACCGGCUCGACGCAAUUUCGACGGGGCCUGACCAAAAAAAUCACUCCACCCCUGCGAACGAAGCGAAAAAUCUUCAAAAUUUUGGUCGCUCUCCGCUGACCAUUGCAGCGAGAGAGAUUGGCCUGUUUUUUGCCGCGAGUGAAUUCGCAGCCUGAAAAUUGCUGUGUUUCGCGUCAUGUGAAACGGCCUGGAGACCUGAUGCCAGAUUUUAGCACUUGCAAUCAAUAUGUACAACAUCCUGUUAAUAAAAGAAAAACAAGUUCGCAAAGUUUU
Rhipicephalus sanguineus (brown dog tick) is the source of this 2578-nucleotide messenger RNA. It is a transcript of the gene Mettl5, whose product is annotated as rRNA N6-adenosine-methyltransferase METTL5. Gene Ontology annotation, molecular function: nucleic acid binding; rRNA (adenine-N6-)-methyltransferase activity. The record is from RefSeq and is a predicted model, not a curated record. Lineage: Eukaryota; Metazoa; Arthropoda; Arachnida; Ixodida; Ixodidae. Gene Ontology annotation, biological process: rRNA methylation. Bases 186 to 824 code for a protein of 212 amino acids. The transcript has 5 exons.